Annulohypoxylon truncatum is the source of this 1770-nucleotide messenger RNA. Its product is annotated as amidase signature enzyme. Gene Ontology annotation, molecular function: catalytic activity. Bases 1 to 1770 code for a protein of 589 amino acids. The transcript is spliced from 4 exons. The record is from RefSeq and is a predicted model, not a curated record. NCBI's taxonomy places the organism in Eukaryota, Fungi, Ascomycota, Sordariomycetes, Xylariales, Hypoxylaceae.
AUGGAGCCCUCUCGAAGAUACUCAGGAUACCCUCGCGCUAAGAAGGGCCCCGAAACAGCAUAUGCACCUGUUGCUGACAGGAAUCCUGCGCUUAAGGGAUGGGUCACCUACUCUCAGGCUAUUGCCCAGGCUACGUGGUCGAAUGCUAAAUUUGGCUGCGUCAAAGACGUUCCUGGGCUACAUGAAUAUGACUGGCGUCUCCAACCUAUUGUCACACCCCUUCUGCCUGACGGUGUCGUUCAGAGCAAGGCCGAGAUCACUCCCGAGCUACAUGAACGUCAACCAGAUGAUCUAGCUGGCCGCUUUCAUUCCGCUGCGGAUUACCAUGAACUUUUCAAAUCUGGAAAACUAACCCCACUUCAAGUGGCUAAAGGGUUACUCCCACUGAUAACUAGGGGGAAGAACCCGCCGGCGAAGUAUGAAUCAGCCUUCGCUAUCACGAAAGAGGAGCUAGUACUCGCUGCCGCCAAAAAAUCGACAGAACGUUAUGCUGCUGGGCAACCUCUGGGUAUCCUUGAUGGCGUACCAAUAGGCGUCAAGGAUGAUACGGAUGUUGAAGGGUAUAUUUCUCAUAUGGGACUCAAAUUCAACCCAUCUGAUCCCUUCUUCAAACCUGCUACUAGCACAAUUUGGCCAAUUGCGCAACUUGAGGCAGCUGGUGCUAUCGUUGUCGGGAAGCUGGCAAUGCACGAACUGGGCUCGGAUAUUAGUGGGUGCAACCCCCAUUGGGGAACGCCGGUGAACUGGAACAACCCAUCUUAUUACCCAGGCGGCUCAUCCUCCGGUGGAGGCUCAGCCCUUUCUGCGGGAUUGGUACCCAUCGCUAUUGGUACCGAUGCUGGAGGAAGCAUUCGCAUUCCGUCGUCGUUCUGUGGGGGUUAUGGGUUGAAGCCUACUUUACAUCGUACAUACACGAUGAAGUCGUCGAUCUGUGUCAUUGGUCCUAUGGCCGCGACGGCUAAUGACUUAGCUGUCGCGUAUCGUAUUAUGUCGGCGCCUAACCCCGAAGAUCCGACACAAGGCGCAUUCGCGUUGUCUAUUCCUCCUAGCCCCGCAACCAAGAAGACGAUUGGCAUCUACCGUGAUUGGUUCGACCGAGCCUCCGCGGAUGUCCUCGAGGUUACUAGGAAAGCAAUAUCUUACUUCAAGGAUAAGCUAGGCUACGAAGUCGUCGACAUCACCAUCCCAUACCUCGUAGAAGGUCAGUACGGACACAGCGUCUGGGCGCUCACAGAAGGGUUAGACCAUCGCCGGUCUCACGCCGUGGACCCAGCCAACCCCCUCGCGAAUGUCAACCACUGCAACCAGCUGCUGCUGGCGGUCGGCGGGUGCACGCCUGCCGUCGACAUGAUUAAAUUCGGGCAGCUCAGGGGUUUGAUCAUGGAACACCUAGCGUUCUUGUUCAAGCUGUAUCCGGAUCUGUUAAUCGUGACGCCGACAGUCCCCGAGGCCGGCUGGAAGAUUGAGCCCGGCGACCAGGCGUAUGGCUUCAGCGACGGCAACGUGACCAUCCGGAACAUGAUGUAUAUAUGGCUGGCGAACUCGACGGGCUGCCCGGCGGUUACCGCGCCUGUCGGAUACGUCGAUGCUGAGGUGGGCGAAGGCAAGCUGCCGGUGGGCUUAAUGGCGAUGGGGGAGUGGGGUGCCGAGGAGCAGCUUCUGGCUUGGGCGAAGGAAGCAGAGGGAUAUCUGAAUGGAGUGAGUGAGGGCGGCAGGUAUAGACCGCGGGAGUGGGCUGAUGUCGUCGAGAUUGCCAAGACUACUGAAUAA